Penaeus monodon (black tiger shrimp) is the source of this 1497-nucleotide messenger RNA. RefSeq lists its product as uncharacterized. The coding region runs from base 1 to 1497 and encodes 498 amino acids. The record is from RefSeq and is a predicted model, not a curated record. The transcript has 6 exons. NCBI's taxonomy places the organism in Eukaryota, Metazoa, Arthropoda, Malacostraca, Decapoda, Penaeidae. Gene Ontology annotation, molecular function: chitin binding. Gene Ontology annotation, cellular component: extracellular region.
AUGGAAAUCAACGGCAAUGGUUACAACAACGGUCAUAGGAAUGGUAAUGGAUAUACCAACGGAAAAGAUACACCAACGGGAAGGCAACGGCAACAGAUAACCAACGGUAAAGGAACGGCAACGGGUUUCACCAAAGGUAAUGGGAACGGCAAACGGUUUCACCCAAAGGGAAUGGCAACGCAACGGUUACACCAAGCUUUCAUUGGAAUAUGUUUGGCAGAAGCAAAUUACUUGCCACCUUUCAAUGGAAAUGGUAACGGCAAUGGGAAUACAAAUGGAAAUAGAGUACAUAGAAACGGCAGUGGAAAUGGUAAUGGCGUCAGUGGAAAUGGAAAUGGUGUGAAUGGUAAUGGGGUAUAUGUUAAUGGAAAUGGUGUAAAUGGUGUGAAUGGAGCAUUCAGAAAUGGAAAUGGCAAUGGCGGAUAUACCAAUGGUGAAUGGAAUGGUAAUAGGAUAUACGUUGAUGGAAAUGGUGUAAAUGGUAAUGGGGUGUAUGUCAAUGGAAACGGUGUAAACGGAGGAUAUCACAACGGAAAUGGAGUGACCGUGUACGCCAAUGGCAUUGUGGAUCCCUUCAGAGCUCUAGCUGAUGCCAUUGGCGGUGGAGGCGUCCCAGGUGUGGACUACCCCAUCCUGGCCUUCGUCCCCGCCACCGGGUUUUCCUGCAACGGCCAACUUCCUGGAUAUUACGCUGAUACUUCUCCUGAGGCUGGUUGCCAGGUGUUCCAUAUCUGUCAGGCAGGAGGCAGAAUCGACUCGUUCCUUUGUCCCAACGGCACAGUGUUUAAUCAGCAAUACUUCGUGUGCGAUUGGUGGUACAACUUUGACUGUUCCACGGCUGAACAGUUUUACGGUUUGAAUGCUGAGAUCGGCAAGGUGAAUGGAAAUGGAUACACGAACGGCAAUGGAUAUACAAAUGGUAAUGGGAAUGGUGUUAUCAACGGUAACGGAAAUGGCUACAGCAAUGGCAAUGGGAAUGGAGUUACUAACGGUAACGGAAAUGGAUACACCAACGGCAACGGGAAUGGAGUUAUCAAUGGCAAUGGUAAUGGAAAUGGAUACACCAACGGUAACGGAAAUGGCUACACCAAUGGUAACGGGAAUGGAGUUAUCAAUGGCAAUGGUAACGGAAAUGGAUACACCAACGGUAACGGAAAUGGCUACACUAAUGGCAACGGGAAUGGAGUUAUCAAUGGUAACGGAAAUGGAUACACCAACGGCAACGGGAAUGGAGUUAUCAAUGGCAAUGGUAACGGAAAUGGAUACACCAACGGUAACGGAAAUGGCUACACUAAUGGCAACGGGAAUGGAGUUAUCAAUGGCAAGGAAAACGGAAAUGGAUACACUAACGGUAACGGAUAUACCAACAGUAAUGGUUAUACCAAUGGCAAUGGAAAUGGAAAUGGUAUUGUUAAUGGUAACGGAGUAUCAUUCAAGUUUUUGUAUGAGAAUGUUUUACUUAGAAAGGUAUAUCAAAUUUGUACACGUGUGCCAUAA